AGUGGGGAUGUCCCAGCAGCAGCAGAGAGGAGGUGUGUGUGUGUGAGGAGUGUGUGUGUGUGUGUGAGCGUCAGGAUGGAGAUCCUGGUGGCGAAGCUGCUGGGCCUGCUGGGAUUGUUCGGCCUGAUGCUGGCGGGCGUCCUGGUCCCAGUGCGCCUCCUGCUGGUCGACUACGACAAGGCGCACCGAUACAGACGAGCUCUGUCGCUAGGCAACGCCUUCGGCGGCGGCGUGUUCCUCGCCACGUGCUUCAACGCUCUGCUGCCCACCGUCAGAGACAAGGUGACGGAGGUGUUCCAGCAGCUGAAGAUCAGCAGCGACUACCCUCUGGCGGAGACGAUGAUGAUGCUGGGCUUCUUCCUCACGGUGUUCGUGGAGCAGACGGUCCUCACCUUCAGGAAGGAGAAACCCUCCUUCAUCGACCUGGAGACCUUCAACGCCGGCGGCUCCGAGGCCGGCAGCGACUCCGAGUACGACACGCCCUUCAUCUCGUCCGCUCGGGGCUCGCCGGGCGGCGGCGGCGCCCACCGUUCCCACGGACACCACCACGGACACUUCAGCCCCUCGGAGCUGGCGGGGGCGGGGCCUCUGCGGCUGGUCAGCCUGGUCCUCGCCCUGUCGGCCCACUCCGUCUUCGAGGGUUUGGCGCUCGGCCUGCAGGAGGACGGCGCCAAGCUGGGCGGCCUCUUCCUGGGCGUGGCCGUGCACGAGACGCUGGCCGCCGUGGCGCUCGGCGUCAGCGUGGCCAAGGCGUCGCUCGGCAUGAAGGACGCCGCCAAGCUGGGCGUGGCGGUCAGCCUGAUGAUCCCGCUGGGCGUGGUGGUGGGGAUGGCCAUCGAGUCCACCCAGACGCUGGCGGGCAGCGUGGUCUCCGUGGUGCUGCAGGGGCUCGCCGCCGGCACCUUCCUCUUCGUCACCUUCUUCGAGAUCCUGUCCCGAGAGCUCGACGACAAACAGGACCGCCUGCUCAAAGUGCUCUUCCUCAUCCUCGGGUACGCCGCGCUCGCCGUGCUCGUCUUCAUCAAGUGGUGACACGCAGGAAGUGACACGCAGGAAGUGCUCUGACAAACAGGAAGUGCUCUGAUACACAGGAAGUACUCUGACAAACAGGAAGUGACACGCUCAGCAAUACCAAAGGAAGAGUCCAGAAACAUCUGGAGCAUCUGGAGACACAGAAACUGUUUUUUCUGCUCGGCUGCGUCUCGUUUAAAUAAAACUACAGAAAGUUAAAGGUUCACGAGGUUCAGACUCUCAGGGGUUAAACUAGAGCUGGGCGAUAUGGACUUAAAGUCAUAUCCUAAUAUAUUUAGGCUGAAUAUCGAUAUACGAUAAAUAUCCUGAUAUUUUAAACACAAAUUUAUCAAUAAACAGAAUAACAGGCGUGUUGCUGGUGUCCCUAAAUGCACCGCUGCUCUUUCAAUACAAGAACUAAAUAUGACAAACCCUAGUAAGUACACAAUUUAUAAAGAAAGAAAAAAAAUUGAACAGUAUCAAUAUAUGCGAUAUGCGAUAUUCCAUAUCACAUUUAAAAUAUAAAGAUCUAUUUCUUAUAUGGAUAUAUCGCCCAGCUCUAUGUUAAACUGAUGAAUAACCUGCAGCUCCAGUUCAGAGUCUUUGUAGGAUUCAAGGAGAAGAAGUGACAGGAUCAAUCUUUUCCUUUUUACUUGUAGUCUGACUGCAGCUGCUCUUACUGAGACGUGAACGUCACAUAUACAGUCAUGGAAAAAAUCAUUCGAGGUUCAUUUGUUUGGACAAAUUAGACAUUUUCCAUUGUUGUCUGGAUAAUGAUUCUGGUUAUUCUCAAUAAAACCAUGUUAAAUGUCUAGAUAUCAGCUCUUAAAUUAAACUCUUAUCAGCUAUUUAUGUUGUUAUCAUUAUAUUUGUCCAAACAAAUGAACCUUUAGUUGUACCAGACAUUAAAAUGAACAAGAGACUGAAGAAAACAAGGGUCUAAUAUUUUUUCCAUGACUGUACGUUCUGUCAUACAAUCCCCAUCUUGUUUCUGUUCCUGAGCAGAAACUAUCUCUUUAUUUCUGGCGUCUUCCCUCCGUUACCUCAUGACUUUUCCUCUUGUUACCCUCCUUGAGUUGUUGUAGCCGACAGCUGAAACCAGAGAAAGAAGCCAAACAAACUUCUUUCUCGCCAAAAUCUUUCUGUGUUCCUCUGAGACAGACGGACCAACAAUUCUCAUAUUUCCUUUUAGUGAUAAAAACUAUAAACAGUCAUUAAGAGAAGACUAAUUAUGGUUUUCACUUGGACUUUAACAUAUUAAGUUUAUAUAAAAGUUAUAAAGUUACAAGGUGGAGCUGGUAACAGAUAAAUGGAGCUGUAUAAACAGAAAUAGUUAUUUAAGAAUGGGAGAUUUCUGCUAGAAGGGAAUCAGUCCAGUGAAGGAAGAAGAAUGGAAUAUUAUGAAGGUUAAACUACUGAAGUUAACAAAUAUAAUAUAUAAGAAUAAUAUAUUUUCCCAGUAAAAUGCUGCUGUAUUUAACUUGUAAUCAGGGUUAAAGCUAAUAAACAUAAAUAACUUUUCUAACUAACCUCGGUCACUAUAAACAAACGCUAUGACAGCUGACUUGAUAAAUUGAAAAAUUUAUAUAAAGAAGUUUGUUCCCAUAAACCAGACAUUCACUUUCUGACGUCAUGUUUCUGUGGAAUAUGACGUCUACUCGUUUACCAAAAUUUUUUUUUUUUUUUUGUUCCAACAUGAAGAGGCGUUUAUGUCACUUUUCCAAGUCAGGAAAACGUUUCCACAAUAAUUCCGACUCCACAUGAACGCAACAUUAUUUGAGGGAUCUGUUAAACUAAAUUUCUCCCAAAAAAGCACCAAAUUUUAUCUUGUGUUUACCAGAAAUGUGCAUAGAAAAAGUUUUUUCCCAUUUACCAACAUUCACUCUCUGACGUCAUGUUUCUCUGUAAUAUGACGUCGACUCAUGAACCAAAAUUUUCAUGAAAUAUCUAAGUUUAAGUUACGUUUUUGCUCUAACUUGAGGGGCGUUCAUGUGACUUUCCCAUGUCUGGAAAACAUAAAACAACAGAUCUGUGAAACUAAAUUUAUCUACAAAAAAUAAUGAAAAAUCAUCGCCUUAAAUCUUGUGUUUACCAGAGAUGUGCUCAGAAGAUUCUGAGGAAAAAACAUAACAAAAACUGAAAAAAAUGAUUUGAAAAAGUUUAACAUUAACCCGACAUUCACUUUCUGACGUCAUGUUUCUGUGUAAUAUGAAGUCGACUUGGUACCAAAAUUGUCACAAACAUUUUGUGUUUUUGCAACUUGAAGGGGCUUUUAAACAUUAAUUAACAGAUCUGUGAAACUAAAUUUCUCCACAAAAAAUCAUGAAAAAUCAUCACUUUUUAUCUUGUGUUUACCAGAGAUGUGAUCAGAAGAUUCUGAGGUAAAAAAAAAAAGUCAACUUAUCGACUAAAAAGCCCAAAACAAUCAGAUUUACAUCCCAAAGCUUCACAGAUGAAACCGAGAAGAUUAAAAAUCACUGUGUGCAGCUUGUUAGUAAGUUUAUUAAUAAGAAAGUUCUCCUACUUUAUGUGCCUAAACCUUUUGUUUUCCUCUUUCUGUGGGAUCUAAAGGUGUCAAAUAACCUUUUUUAUACUAUUAUUAUUAUAUCUAUAAGUCUCUAUAAGUUUAAAAUGAUGGAAUGAGGACAAAAUUAAGUUUUAUUCUCAUGUUUAAACCAAAAGUUUAUCGUGGAAGAACUCUGAUUAUUGUAAUAAUGGAGUUAAAAGUCCUGCAUUCAAGAUUGAACUUAAAAUCCAAAAGUAGUGGCAUUAAAAUAUGUUUAUAUAUGAUAUUAUAGUUAUUGAUGCAUUAAUGUCACUUUAAACGUGGAGCUCAGUUUCAUGACUUUCUGCUGGUAGUUUGUGGAUUUUUUUCCUCCUGGGAUCAAUAAAGUUUUCUAUCUUAAUAUUUAAUAAUAAUUUAAUAGUU
Centropristis striata (black sea bass) is the source of this 3940-nucleotide messenger RNA. Its product is annotated as zinc transporter ZIP3-like. Gene Ontology annotation, cellular component: plasma membrane. The record is from RefSeq and is a predicted model, not a curated record. The transcript is spliced from 2 exons. The coding region runs from base 76 to 1032 and encodes 318 amino acids. Gene Ontology annotation, biological process: zinc ion transmembrane transport. NCBI's taxonomy places the organism in Eukaryota, Metazoa, Chordata, Actinopteri, Perciformes, Serranidae. Gene Ontology annotation, molecular function: zinc ion transmembrane transporter activity.